Messenger RNA from Entamoeba dispar SAW760, 453 nucleotides. RefSeq lists its product as uncharacterized. The record is from RefSeq and is a predicted model, not a curated record. NCBI's taxonomy places the organism in Eukaryota, Evosea, Mastigamoebida, Endamoebidae. Bases 1 to 453 code for a protein of 150 amino acids. The transcript has a single exon.
AUGGGAAAAGAUUAUGUUAAAUCUGUUUCAAAAGAAAUCGAUAGAUUUAUUGGGUUAAAAUAUGAUAUGCCAAAUAAAGUAGAGGCUAUCACUGAUAGAAUAAGAACAAAUUAUAAGAAGUUUUCUGUUAUUUAUACCACAUUUGCUAUUCUUGCAUUCUUUAUAGCUACUUUAAUUACAAAAGAAUUUUAUGCUGUGUUUAUUGCUUUUACUCUCUUCUGUCUUAUUUCUGUUGUUAUUGGAGAGGUUAAACCAAAAGUUCCAAUUGGAGAUAAAAAAUAUAAAAUUGAAAAAGAAUAUGCAUAUAUCGUCACUGUUUUAAUUACUUUAUGUGUUGCUUGUUACACUAAAACUAUUCCAACUCUUUCAAAAACAACAAUUUUUACAGUUAUUCUUUUAACUGCUCAUUCAAUUUUUGCACAUCUUUCAAUUGUUGAAACUGCUACUCAUUAA